AGAGAGGGGGGGGUGAAAGCAAAAAAAAGCUUCUGCUACAGCAGCCAACAUUCCUGCGGAUCCUAAAAGCCUUUGUUUUGUGCGCAGGAGCUGGACUCGACUAUUAAAACGAUUAACUAUGCAGUAAACAGGCUGGAAAACGAUGGCCCGGCUAUGAUUUUCAGCGUAAUGAGAUUAUAUGGCCUUUGUUGUCGACAGUGAACUGCUGGAAAAAGCCGAGGCCUUGUGUACAGAUAUGCGAGCUGUGCCACAUAGCAGGCGUUAUUCAUCAAACAGAAAUGUCGCUUUUUUGUCAGAUUGAAGGACUGGAGGUGUCUGUGGUGUCAAUCUGACCUGCAAAACGGCAUUUCUCAUCUACAGCCAGCCGUCGCCUGGUUGUGUAUGUAUAAUUAAAUUGCAGGUGGAGGCUCCUCGGAUACUUAUUUAUGAUUCAGCGGACAAAAGCAUUGCGCUGCGUUGUGAUUAUUGAAGGGAAUCAGGCGUCCUUGAGGUCCUGACAAAAAAAAAAAAAAACAGAUUCAGGUUUUAAAAACAGCUCCGUGUCUGUGUGUGUGUGUGUGUGAUUAGUAAUCAGGGUGUGGACUGGACUGGAGCAGUCCUUUUCUCGAGGUUUUCAUGCCUCGUUUGCUGGUCUGAAUCAUAAUCCGACGUUGAAGUAGGUAAGGGCCUGAGCAGGCAGCAGGAAAAGGAUCAAGUGUCUUUUCAUGUGCUAUACAGAGAUUCAUCCACCCCAUGAUCUUGUGAUUUUUUUUAGAUAUUUAGUUCUCUGUGCCUUGUUUGCAUUUCACGGUUUACCUGUAGCAGACAGGAUUUUAGCUUCCUGUAGGCCUGUGAUCACACUCAGAGGCUGUGAAGGCAGGCCCUCUGUGUUAGUGUCUGUGUGUGAUUUAGAGGAAAGGAAAGCACGGUUUACUGUAAUCUGUUCAACGUCAGCCCCUGCUGUGUGUGUUGAAAUCACCAAGGUGUUGUCAUCCUCGCCCUGAAGCCUUCUCUUGUCAAUUUCUGGAAUUUGCCUUCAUGCUGCAGCAAUAAGCAAUACUCAUCCCCCUGUCAGGGAGACUUGUCUGAUUUGGUCACAAGGGUUAAAACACGCAGACUGAUCUGUCAGGACUGCGUCAGGUCUGUUUUUAUAUUUUCCCUAAGACUCUUUUUUUUUUUUUUUUUUGAGAGUGUCAGUUUUCCUUUGAGGACACAGAGAGAGGCUUGGAGGUGGAAAACAGUCGGUGUAUGCCUGCCCGCACCAUGAUGACCUCUGACAUGGCUGAGACGUGGAGGAACUGUUUCGAGGAGGAGCUCAUCUGCCCCAUCUGCCUGCACGUGUUCUCAGAUCCCAUCCAGCUGCCCUGCAAGCACAACUUCUGCCGGGGCUGCAUCAGCGAGGCCUGGGCCAAAGACUCCUCGCUGGCCCGCUGCCCCGAGUGCAAUCAUGCUUACACACAGAAGCCCAGCCUGGAGAAGAACCACAAACUGUCCAACAUAGUGGAGAAGUACAACGCCCUGAGCGUGGAGAAGGCCACCACGCCGGCGCUGCAGUGCAUCCUGUGCCGCCGAGGUCCGCCACUCCCCGCUGUGAAAGUCUGCCUGCGCUGCAACGCCCCGUGCUGCCAGUCUCAUGUCCAGACGCACCUGCAGCAGCCGUGCUCGGCCCUUGGGCACCUGUUGGUGGAAGCCGAGGCGGUGAAGGCCUGGACCUGCCUGCAGCACGACGAAUACAGGCUGUACCACUGCGAGGCCGAGCAGACGGCCGUGUGUCAGUACUGCUGCUUCGCCCGCUGCCACCCCAGCCACGGACAUGCCGUCACCGACGUGGAGCUGAGACGUAACGACAUCAGACAAAACCUUUUAAGACAGCAGGAGCAUGUGGAGGAACGAGUGCAGGAGAUCGAAGAGCAGCUCUGCAAACUGGACUCCGACAAGUGUGUGGUGGAGGACAGAGUGUGUGAGCUGAAAGAGGAAGUGCGUCUGCAGUACCAGCGGAUGCACCAGCUACUGGAGGAGGAUCUGGGUCGGACGCUGGAGGCUCUUGAUCGCGCUCAGGCUCGGUUCUGCCAGGAGAAUGCCGCCCAGGUUUUGGUUCUAGGCGAGCAGCGCCACGAGGCCCAGAAGCUGCUGAGCUCCAUCCACACGGCCUUCAACAAGGCAGAGGAACUGAGCUUCAUGAAAAACACCAAGCCUGUUAAAAUCCUCACAGACAGGUCUCAGGCAUGUGUGGGCAGCAGUCUCCCUCCGUACAAAGUGGGUAAUCUAAACUCCAAACUGUUCCUCUCUGAAAUCUCAAAAAGAGAGAAGAGCCUGAAGAGAACGUUGGAAGCUCCCCUCACCCCUCCCUCAACCUUCCUGCAGUCUGUUCCUGCGUAUCCCAGCGGCCAGAGCUCUGGCUCGGGAACAGAGAAACGGAAACAUUCCACUGCCUUCCCAGAGGGCAGCGGGAACGCCGGAAAAAACGCUGCGCCAGGUUUCAAGGACUCCUCCUCCUCUUCCUCAUCUUCCUCCUCAUCCCUAUCCAAACAGCCCUACCUGGGCUCUGGCUCCGCCUCCGGAGAAGGCCAGUCAACCAAUCAGCAGCCUCUCGGUCCCUGCGGCCCGCCUCACAUCAGCGAGAGCAGUGGGACAGGAAGCGGAAGCGGCUCUCUGACCAACCACCACUCGGGCUCCGUGUUCGGCUCCUCGCACUUUCCUCCGGGAGGCAGCAGCUCCUCGCACUCCUCCCAGCAGGCCGUGCUGCCUCAGUACGGCGGCCGCAAGAUCCUGGUGUGCACGAUGGAUAACUGCUACUGCUCCGGAGUGCCCUCUGUGUCAGGCCACCGCAGCCACCCUCCGUACCCACGUUCAGGCUCCUUCCCCUGGGUCAGCGCCCAGGACUACCCCCCUCCCCCUGGUCUGGCCUCUGGAGGUCCGUCCAUGCAGGGCCUGGCUGUGAGGGACUGGAUAGACGCCUCUCAGACACACAGACACGCAGAUUUUUACGGGCUAUAUGGGCAGCCGUCUACAAAGCACUAUGUCACCAGUUAACAGAGUAGAGACACACACACACACACACACAUACACACACACACACACACACCCAUAUACAAACACUCUUGGAUAUAGAGACAGGCACCAAAAUAGCACACCUUUACUGACUUAUUAACCAUAAAACACAAUGCAGUUAUUGUCUACACACCCAGUAGAAUAUUAAAAUUGAUAUCCACACACUGAUCUAGAACAUAUACAAAUAUUCGGGGGCAGGGUUGAUCUCUUUGUGUGUUUAUUUUUCUCAUUAUUUUUCAUUUUCAGUCAGUGUUUCAUGUUGUGUAUGAUACAUAAACAGCCAUCUGCAUCACUCUGGCACAACUUAGCUCAGCGUUUUACACAUUAACGACAAACCAGAGGCCUGAGAGGAGACAUCCCUGCAUCCUUUUAUUUAUAGUGCAGGAGACGGAUUGAUAGAAAAUGAACUUUUAUUAGGAAAUCUUCUCAUGCCUCUUCACAGCUUCUUACUGACGUUAAAGGGAAAAGCGAUAUCACCGUGCAGGUUUGACCUUUCCAGUUUAGCGCUUCGUCUGAUAUAAUCGCCCCUCCAGUCGUACUGAGGUCAGUUGCCUUAUGUUAUUAGCAUCACAUUUUGCUCUGCCCGGCUCACUUUGUUUGAUAGAUCCUUUAAUGAGGCACUGCAUCCCCUUCGUGUCUCCUUGAUUUUUAUCAUCAUGGCAACUCUUCCUUUUUUUGCUGAGUUCAGGGAUGGAUUGUACGGCUUGAACACUAAACGCUCUUCCAUGGAACACCCACAAUGCACUUGUGGACGCCUUGUUAUGCUUGGACUACAGACCUGCAGAGGGAUAUAAGAGCUUAACAUUUGGGAAUAUUGUUCUUAUUCUCAAUGCUCUUUUUUUCUGCUCCCAGGCUCCCCACAGGACAGAAGCUCUUCUUCUGACAAAGACUGUUUCCAUUUAGUACUUAUAAUGACUUUGUGUUAUUUGGUACAUCUGUAUGUUUAUUGCUCAACUAGAGAGACUCUAUGAUUUUAGAGAAAAAAGACAAGACUUGACAAACCAAACCAAUCAAGCAUCUGGAGGAUCUGAUGAUGCUGUAAUUGUACUUCCUGCAGGGCAAAGAUGUCACUUCCUCUCAAUAAGCACACAAGCUCUUGGCUUCCUGUUUGCAGCUGAAAGCAUGCAAGGAAGAUUUUUUUAAAGCACUCAAAAGAAGAAGAAGAACAAUGGGGGAUAAAUGUAUGCAGAACUGAAAAUAAGGAGAGUGGAAGGACUUUUUUUCAUGAACUUUUUCUAAAAGAACUAGACUGGACUGCAAGAUGUAAGCAAUUGUCAUCAUCCUAAAAAGGAGCUGUUACAACAGUUAACAUGAAUAAAAAAACCAACAUUAAAGUAUCUUUUUUUGUAAAUAUUUUGUGAAAUGGAAAAAUUGCAGACGUGAUUUGGAGAAGGGUUCCAAAUAAACGAACAAAUUAAAACUGG
Labrus mixtus (cuckoo wrasse) is the source of this 4454-nucleotide messenger RNA. RefSeq names its product tripartite motif containing 8b (gene trim8b). NCBI's taxonomy places the organism in Eukaryota, Metazoa, Chordata, Actinopteri, Labriformes, Labridae. The transcript is spliced from 5 exons. Bases 1228 to 3012 code for a protein of 594 amino acids. The record is from RefSeq and is a predicted model, not a curated record.